AUUUUAUCUCUACUCCGAGUAAAGCCAAAAAAAGAUUAAACUGGUUUAGGCACUUUAACAGUAAAAGUCAAGGUCAUCAUGUUGCCAAACAGCAGCAAUAUGUUACGCCUAAACGGUAAAAGAUGGCUUUCACAACAAUCAACUUCGAUGCUGACAGCGAGCAGAUCUUUGCAUAGUACAACUUUGCGUGCUGCAAGACCACCUCCAGGUGAUUUGAACAGAACAAGCAGAAUUAUCACAAGACCCAAGGAUCAAGGUGCAUCUCAAGCAAUGCUGUAUGCAACAGAAGGUAUCGAAUCAGAUGAAGAUUUACAACGUGCAAUGGUAGGUGUUGCCAGCAUUUGGUAUGAAGGAAAUCCAUGCAAUGCACAUCUUUUGGAAUUGGGUAAACGUGUAAAGAAAAGUUUACAUGCUGCCGGCUUAACAGGUUACCAAUUCGGUGCUGUUGGUGUAUCCGAUGGUAUCAGUAUGGGAACUGAAGCAAUGUCAUACAGUCUUCCAUCUCGUGAUUUGAUCGCAGAUUCCGUAGAAAGCGCUGCAGGCGGACAUUGGCUCGAUGGUAUCGUUGCCGUUCCUGGCUGUGAUAAGAACAUGCCUGGUGUCUUGAUGGCACUUGGACGAUUGAACAGACCAGGUCUCAUGGUAUAUGGAGGCACAAUCCGUCCUGGUCAAUGCGACACCGUUCCAGGUCCUUUGGAUAUCGUCAGCGCUUUCCAAUCUUAUGGUCAAUAUCUAUCAGAAGGUGGUACACCCGAUGCUGAACGUAAACGAUACAAUACUGUACGUAACUGCUGUCCAGGAGUGGGAGCAUGUGGUGGAAUGUACACUGCAAACACAAUGGCAACAUGUGCCGAAACAAUGGGAAUGACAAUUCCAGGAAGUAGUUCUUUCCCUGCCGAAUAUGGAGAAAAAGGAGCCGAAUGCGAUUCAGUUGGUGAUGUAAUGCGAAAUUUAUUGGAGAAGAACAUCAAACCUAGAGAUAUCAUGACACGUCAAGCGUUCUUGGAUGCUAUCUCCGUCACAAUGAUCUUGGGAGGAUCAACAAAUGCAGUUUUGCAUUUGAUCGCAAUGGCACACAGUGUUGAUGUCAGUAUCACCUUGGACGAUUUCCAAACGAUCAGUGACAAGACACCAUUCAUUGCUGAUUUGAAACCGAGUGGAAAGUACGUAAUGGAAGAUGUUUACAAAGAAUUAGGAGGAAUGCCAACGAUCUUGCAAUAUUUGAUCGAAAACAAGAUUAUUGCAGGUGAUCGUAUUACCGUUACAGGAAAGACAUUAGCCGAAAAUUGCGAUCGUUGGACCCAUGAACGUGGAAAGCUGCCCGCCGGCCAAGAUGUUUUGAAACCUUUGGACAAACCAAUCAAAGCAACAGGACAUAUUCGUAUCUUACGUGGUAAUCUUGCUCCUGAAGGUUCAGUUGCCAAAAUUACAGGAAAAGAAGGUUUGCAAUUCCGCGGAAAAGCACGCGUCUUCGAUACGGAAGAUCAACUUGUCGCCGCAGUGGAGAAUAAAGAAAUCAAGAAAGGUGAAAAGACUGUAAUGGUUUUACGCUACAAAGGACCUGUUGGAGGUAUAGGAAUGCCAGAGAUGCUGAAACCGACGUCUCUGAUCAUGGGAGCGGGACUUGGAAACGACGUCGCUUGUGUCACAGAUGGUAGAUUCAGUGGGGGUUCUCACGGUUUCGUGAUCGGCCACGUAACUCCGGAAGCUCAAGUAGGCGGACCGAUUGGAUUGGUUCGUGAUGGAGAUGUGAUCAAUAUCGAUGCCGAAUUGAACACGAUUGAUAUUGUUGACAUUACAGAAGCUGAAUUGGAAAAACGACGUGCAGAAUGGAAGCCACUACCGCUCAAAGCAAAAGCCGGACAUUUGUUCAAAUACGCAAAGAACGUUAGCGAUGCCAGUAAAGGUUGUGUGACUGAUCUGUAAUUUUUGUUGUUAAAAAUCGAAUCGAAUUUCAAUCAUAUUAUAUAUCUC
Meira miltonrushii is the source of this 1974-nucleotide messenger RNA. Its product is annotated as putative ILV3-dihydroxy-acid dehydratase mitochondrial precursor. Gene Ontology annotation, cellular component: mitochondrion. The coding region runs from base 79 to 1926 and encodes 615 amino acids. Gene Ontology annotation, molecular function: dihydroxy-acid dehydratase activity. Gene Ontology annotation, biological process: branched-chain amino acid biosynthetic process. The transcript is spliced from 2 exons. The record is from RefSeq and is a predicted model, not a curated record. Lineage: Eukaryota; Fungi; Basidiomycota; Exobasidiomycetes; Exobasidiales; Brachybasidiaceae.